Sinocyclocheilus anshuiensis is the source of this 1506-nucleotide messenger RNA. RefSeq names its product bone morphogenetic protein 10, like (gene bmp10l). Lineage: Eukaryota; Metazoa; Chordata; Actinopteri; Cypriniformes; Cyprinidae. The transcript is spliced from 2 exons. Bases 1 to 1506 code for a protein of 501 amino acids. Gene Ontology annotation, biological process: BMP signaling pathway. Gene Ontology annotation, molecular function: growth factor activity; cytokine activity. Gene Ontology annotation, cellular component: extracellular region. The record is from RefSeq and is a predicted model, not a curated record.
AUGGAAAGAAGAUACAGGAAGUGUGAGGAACCCAGACACACUAUGAAGGGCCCACAGACCGAGUGGCAACAUCUCCAAACUUGUCAGCACAAGCGGGUCGACAACGUAGUCCUGCCCUCCACACUCCAUCACGAGAUCCACAAGGACGAGGCUGUUUUUCCUCUGGCACCACAUCGAGCUGUCAGGCCGAAGAGAGACGGACGGACCUGCGCAGGUGUCCCAGACCCUCACAUCAUCCUUAUAUUUCACAUCAUCACGUCUCUGAGCGCAGUCAUGCCUGUUUCUGGGCUUUCUGGAGCCGGGUGUGUUUGGAUCCUGAGCUUUUGCGUCCUCCUGCAGUCUUCGGCUCGCUGCGGUCCAGUUCCUCGUCCUGGAGGUGCUGUGGACGAAGUGGACAUGCAGGAGGUUCUGGGUCAGUUUCUGCAGGUGUUGAACUGGACGGAUCAGGGGCCCCGGCUGAGGCCCCGCUCCGGACGCACAGAACCGCCCGAGUACAUGCUGGAACUGUACGAGCGAUUCACCAGCGACCGCAGCACCGCGCCAUCAGCCAACAUCGUCAGGAGCUUCAGGAAUGAAGACCACACCUCACACGGCGAGCUGAGCGAGAGCCUUCGGACGCACCGUCUCCUGUUCAACAUCUCUGUCCCGCGGCACGAGCGCGUCGUCAGCGCCGAGCUGCGGCUCCACAUGCUUCUCAAGACAGACUCGCGGCAUCGCACCGGAGCGGGCUGGAAGGUGAGCGUAUACGACACGCACCGGGACGGACGCUGCGGGAACGCCGAGGGUGAGAGAGAUCCGCUGGCUUCAAAGCACGUGCAUCGCAAGGACAGCGGCUGGGAGGCUUUCGAUAUGACCAACGCCAUCCAGCAUUGGAGGAAGAUCAGUACUGUGACCCCCAGCCUGGAGGUUCAUAUCGAAAACCUGCAAGCGUUUAGGAAUGCGAACGACUGGCCAGUGCUAGACAUUGACAGGAAUCUGGAUGGAAAACACGAGCCUGCGCUGAUCGUCUUCUCAGACGACACGAGUGACAUCCAUCAGGGCGCCCGGAGUGCCUGGAGCGAACUCAAGAGGAUGGAGAACCAACGCUGGACGGAUGAGAGCGUGGAUCAAGACGAAGCGCUGUUAACCCAAACGCGCUCGAACCUGAUCUACGACGACGGACCGAGAGUCCGGCGCAGCGCUAAAACAGAAGACUGCAGGAAAGCCGAGAUGUACGUGGAUUUUAAAGACAUCGGCUGGGACUCGUUCGUCUUGGCUCCGUCCGGUUAUCAGGCGUUCACCUGCCGCGGUGCAUGCAAUUAUCCUCUGGCUCGGGAAGUGACGCCCACCAAACACGCUAUAGUCCAGACGCUGCUCAAUCUGAAGAGUCCUCAGAGAGCGGCGCAGGCCUGCUGCGUUCCCACCGAGCUCAAGCCCAUCUCCCUGCUGUACGAGAACGAGCACGGCGUCGUGGUGUUGAAUAAUAAAUACGAGGGCAUGGUGGUCAAGGAAUGCGGAUGCAGAUAG